AUGGAUCAAUAUACCGAUAAAGGUCCUGUUAAGGAAACAUCGUUCUCUCUCCAUCCGAUCAAUAAAUCCAAGCAUGAAACACCACACGGUGAAACAGGCGAAGAGGGGAUCUACUUGGACCGUGAAGAACCCUUCCCAUUCAGUAUCUCUACAGCCUACGUGAAGGAUUGGGAUACUGCGGCUGCGUUUAGAGAACUGUAUCAAAAUUGGUAA
Molecule: messenger RNA, 213 nt
Organism: Penicillium samsonianum
Lineage: Eukaryota; Fungi; Ascomycota; Eurotiomycetes; Eurotiales; Aspergillaceae
Exons: 1
Coding region: 1-213 (70 amino acids)
Source: RefSeq, a predicted model, not a curated record